Messenger RNA from Chelonus insularis, 2683 nucleotides. RefSeq lists its product as uncharacterized. Bases 1581 to 2468 code for a protein of 295 amino acids. The transcript is spliced from 9 exons. The record is from RefSeq and is a predicted model, not a curated record. NCBI's taxonomy places the organism in Eukaryota, Metazoa, Arthropoda, Insecta, Hymenoptera, Braconidae.
UCAAAGUAAUGUAAAUUUAUUGGAACUAACACCUAGAUGUUAUAGGUUAGAACUUUCUUGUAUUCUAGACCUAGAAUAAAAGCUAGAAAAUGUGAUAGUACUCAAGUUUUUUACAAUAUUUACUUGUAAUUAGUCGUCACUAAAAAUAUGGUUAUCAAGUUGAAUCAAUUAAUAUUAAAAUAACCUCAAAUUUUUGUAAUGUUUACAAUUGUUGCAUUUAAAAAUUAAUUACGUCUAAAGUAAUUAAAAUAAUGUCAAACUAACACUAUGAUGAUGUAGAUUAGAACUUUCUCGAUCUUCUAGACAACCAAUACAAGUACUUUCCGACCAAAGGAAGUGUCAAAAAAAAAAAAAAAUGAUGAAAGACCAGUCAUGUUGAGUAUCCAACAUUUAAGUCACAAUAAGCGAAAAUAAUUCUUUCUUGAAGUAUCAUUGAAGAGCACACCUCUUAAAAACUCGCGAAAUACUAGUAUGAAAUAUCACCUGAAGAAAGCCUAAGGAGAAAAACAAAAUGGAUGAGUGUGUGGUAGCAACAAGUUGAUGUAUCUUGUCACGUGGAUGAAAUAACAACGUUCUUGAGUGGUAUAUCUAUAUGUAUAGCAGUUGGUACGAUAAACGUAUGGGCGGAAAGUAACUGACGUCAUUGUUGCCUUGAGCGACAACGUAGUUGCCGCCAGCCAGUCUGGCCCGAUCCGAUCACGAUCUUUUCCUGUGAGUGAGCAGACCAGUUAACUAUAUCACCCAGUACCUAUGUAUCAAGCAAUGGAAUAUUGUCCAUUUUUAUAACCUGUAAAUUGCAAAAUGCUGCUCUGAUUACAUUAAAGACAAGUUCGUGCAAGCCUCAAUAUUUGUCUGUUGCUGAUAACAAUGACGAUAUAAUUGAGGUUAUGUUGGAAAAGGAGCAUCAAGAAAGGGUCUGGGAUAGCUUUGAUGAACAAAAGAAGGUCUGGAGUUGAUCUAGGAGGCAUUUUGAUGAAAAAAAGACUGAAGAAAAUCAAUAUGGAUGUUUUUAUGAAAGAUAGAGGGUUCAAAUUCGAUCUUGAAUAAUCUUAGCUCAUGUGUGUGGGCGUCCAGACACUGCAGCAGGAGAUGCGCCUAACUUGCACACUUUGGAAUCAGUGUUAGGAUAAAUAUGUUGCUGCCACAAUGACUAUGGAAGUGAAUGUUUGGAAUGGAGUUGAGAAAAAUUUACUCAUGAUGAUGGUUCAUUCUUCUUCAAUAAAUACAACUCAUCGAGGUUCUACAUCCUAAAGUUCUGGUUCUUAGCUGGCUUUUCGAUGAUGAACGACAAUGAUGACAAACUGAACAUCAAAGUAAUGAAGAUUUUAUUGAAUGCAGACAAUCUUUUGGAAGGUAGACAUGAUCUUCUAUCAAGAAAAACCUACAUACUAUCAGGAAUCAUGCUGGAAAAUCAAAGAUUGCCUAAUAGUUAUUAGGUUGGCUACAAAAAAGAUUCGUUUGCACAGACAGCUGCCUUGACAAGUUUGGCGUUUUUCCUCAGUAGUUCAGAUUUUGGCUGCUUCGAGGUAUCAGCAGCACCAGCUUACAAUCUUGGAGUCAACUCUGAACCCCAUCAUUUUAUGGAACCUUGGGAACAACCUUGCGGUACACCCUUAGGUGCUGCAUCCCUCAAAAAAGCACCACAAAGACAUAGUGUUCAUAGAGCACUCAAAAGAGUUCGCAUUCAAUUAAGGGUCGCUCAAAAUCACUUCAGAAAAGAUCUCAAACUCAUUCAUGAUAUUUAUUCCAAGGUCUACAAAGUAUUAAAAGGACAGUAUCACCUCAGUUGGCUGCCUAAAAAUCAACUCGAAUGGUAUCACAAAGAACUCUGGUGUAUGGAGAAAAGUAAAAAAGCUGAAUUUGCUCUACCCAGGUUACAUGAUGCUCUUCAACGAUUUGCCAUUACUUUUCAUUCGCUCAAACUCUUCCGGCUUCAGUCCAAUAUCAAUGUCGAGUAUAAAAUCACCAAACGCAAUGAGAUCAUCACUGAAAUGCAGAACGAAGUACUUAGGAUGCUCUGCGAAGUAGAAACAGCCAUUCUAAACCUGGGUCUCCAACUACCAAAGUCCCACAAGACAUCAGUAGUAACAGACAGCACUGAUUGGGCUACUGAGGGUGAUUUGACACUGAUGUUGAUCCAAGAUUGGGGUGUUUUACGAUUGUAUCAAGCCUUUCUCAAUGACUGGAUCCGAGCUUUCAGGAAUGCUACAGCUAUUGGUCCUGGUACUUGUGAUCCCAACUCCGUCAAACCUUUGGUCCAUUAUCCAAAGCACAGAAAUCCAAAGAGGAAGCGACUGAAAGCUAAGAAAUUAGCUCAAAUGAAGAAACAUAAUAAAUCAGCUAAACGUAGCAGUAAUAGUUCAGGGUCAUCAAACAGUCAGUUAAGCUUAGGUAACAACAGUCAUGUUGUACGUACGAAAAAACGGAGAAGGCUUUUGAAAAAUCGAAGAAAAAAAAUGAUACAUUGAUAAAUAUUGUUUAUAUAGAUAAUAUUUAAUUCGUAGUUAUUCACUAAUUAUUUAUUUCAUUUUUGUCAUAAUCAUUGUAAAAGUAAUUAUCAAACAGGAUUUAUUUGAAAAUCGUGAUAAAUUUUGUCACUUUUACAAUUUUUUUUUAUUUGUUUUUUUGCAUAAAUAUUUAUAAACUGGAAACCAGUAUUAUAAAGUUUACUUAAUUAAUUAAC